AUGGAUAUCUGUAAUGAAGCAGAGUCAGGUAAUACUGCCAUUACUCUGCAAAGAAAUUUAGAUGAGUUUAUAUCCAACUUAAAGAGGGAAGAAGAUGACCUUAAACAACAAUUACAAUAUCUGAAGUCACGAGGCAAGAAGCACAAGCGAGUUGUUGAUGAAUGGUUUGACAAACUACAAAAUAUGAAACAAAGAGCAAUGGAUAUGAAAAACUCACUGAAUGAGUCUGGUUGGCCUAAUUUCAAUGUGCAAGGAGAAAUAAGAGAUCUGAUUAAAGAAAUGAAAAAUCAUAAGAAAUGCAAGCCUAUGGUGCUUUCAAAUGAAUUUGUUGGUAAGAAAUUCGAAAGGAAUGUGAAGAAGAUGUGGAAGUUUUUGCAAGAUGAUCGAGUUUUCAUUAUUGGUAUAUAUGGAAAAGGAGGGGUCGGGAAAACAUUUUUAGCAACUUAUAUCCAAAGUGAGAUAAAAAGAAGCAAAGUUUUUGAAAAUGUCUUAUGGGUAACUCUUUCUCAUGAUUUCAAUAUUUUCAAAUUGCAAGAGUACAUUGCAAAACAAAUAAAGGUAAACCUUUGCGAAUAUGAUGAUGAGAAUAGUAGAGCAAUAAUUUUAGAAUCAGAGUUGGGGAAAGGAAAAAACACAAUAAUUAUUUUGGAUAAUAUUUGGAAAUAUAUCGAUCUAGCAAAAGUGGGAAUUCCUCUUGGAGUUGGAGUAAAGGGUAUUAAAGUGGUCAUGACAAGUCGCUUGAGACAUGUGUGUCAAGAGAUGCAGUGCUUAUCAGAUAAUAUGAUAGAAGUGGGGGUUUUCUAUGAUGAUGAAUAUGAAGAGGCUUGGGAGUUGUUUUUACUAGGACUUCAACACUUUGGGACACCUCCCAAACUUUCUCCUCAAGUGCGAGAUAUUGCAAGAUGUGUUGUAAGUAAAUGUGAUGGUUUACCACUUGCAAUACGUGUGAUGGCUCGAACCAUGAGAGGGAAAACUAGCAUCCAUGAGUGGAGAUAUGCCUUGAAUAAAUUUGACAAAUGGGAAAUGGGAGUGACGAUGCGGGAAGAAGUGUUAACUGUACUAAGACGUAGUUAUGAUAAUUUAGCAGGCAUGAAAAAAAGGUUCUUGCACAGUGCAUUGCUACCUAAAUUUUUUGUUAAAGAAGAUUUGAUUAUGAUGAUGGUUGACAUGGGACUCUUAAAUGGAGAUAGGAGUUUGAAGGAAAUAUUUGACGAGGGAAAUGACAUAGUGAAUGAACUCAUAAACCAUUCAUUAUUGUUGGAGCAUGAUUCAAUUCUAAGAAUGCAAGGUCUAGUGAAGAAAAUGGCGUGGGAUAUCUUGAAGGAGAAUAAUGCUAACAUGAUGCUAAAAUGCAAUCAAUAUAUGAGAAACAUAUAUGAAAUACUGGAAUGGUCAACUGAUUUGGAAACCGUUUCUCUUGCUAAUAAUAGUAUAGAAGAAAUUCCAUAUGGCACAUCUCCUUAUUGUCCACGCUUGUCCACCUUGCUUUUAUUCGACAAUUCAAUUGGACAUAUUCCGGAGAGUUUUUUCACAUACAUGAAUGCUUUAAAAACAUUUGGUUUAUCAGAAAAGCAUAACUUAACAUGUUUGCCUCGUUCUUUAUCGAACGUGAGGUCUCUCACUUCUUUGAUGCUCCAUGAAUGUUCAAAAUUAAAUGAUAUACCUCCAUUAGGAGAGCUACGAUCAUUGUUGAGGUUGCAGAUUUCAGGAUGUUCCAUCCAAGCAUUACCGGAAGGUUUGAAAAAUUUAAUAAACUUGAAAUGGCUAGAUCUGUCCAAUAAUGUCAAUUUGGAAUUGGUACUAGGAAGUUUUCUCUCUAGUUUGACCAACAUUCAAUACCUGAAUCUUUGGAUUUGUUCAGGAGGUAUAAAAGUAGAAGAUGUAAAAAGGAUGACUAUGCUAGAAUGUUUUGCAGGAACAUUUGUCGAUAAGGAUAAUCUAAAUCGUUAUGUGCGAGAAAUCCUGGACAAUGGUAAUGGACCUCAAACUUAUUUAAUUCAUUAUCUAGAUUGGAAGCAAAAUGGACGUAAGAUGCCUCUUUGGGGUCGUGAAUAUCGACUUUCCACUUUUAUGUGUCGAACUAUGUCCUUUAGAGAUUGCAAGGAAUUGUCACAUGUCCUCCCAAGAGACCUUAUGAAAUUAUUAUUGGACUGCAAUAACCAUUGGGUAUGCGUAUGUGAUGCUUUGUCAUCAAAUGAUAGUUCUCCUUUGGAGGAAAUUUGCAUUCGUGAUUGGACAAAAUUGACAAGCUUGUUUUGUUCAUCUUGUUCCUUGUGCACCCGUAUCCGAAACUUUCAAUCUUUAAAGCUUGAUUAUUUGGAAAGUUUAACCACCAUUUUCAAGGAGUUGCCUUCGAGAGACAGAAAGAUCGAACUCCUGACUGAAGUUCCGGACAAAGGGAAGAAACGAAAACAUCUCAAGAACUUCAGGAGACUACUUCAAGGCAUCAAGACACAAUUUUUGCAAGGGAUUGCUUCAAAUGUGUACGUUCUAUAUGACUAG
Messenger RNA from Vigna radiata var. radiata (mung bean), 2502 nucleotides. RefSeq names its product probable disease resistance protein At5g43730. Gene Ontology annotation, molecular function: ADP binding. The record is from RefSeq and is a predicted model, not a curated record. The transcript has 3 exons. Lineage: Eukaryota; Viridiplantae; Streptophyta; Magnoliopsida; Fabales; Fabaceae. The coding region runs from base 1 to 2502 and encodes 833 amino acids.